GGCGGGGCGCGCGCGGACCUGGCCCGGGAGGCGGCGGCGCAGGGGGACGUGGUGCAGGCCGCCUUCCGCGACACCUACCGCAACCUCACCCUCAAGACCCUGGUGGGGCUGAGCUGGGCCAGCGCGCACUGCCCCCAGGCCCGCUACGUGCUCAAGACGGACGACGACGUGUACGUCAACGUCCCCGAGCUGGUGUCCGAGCUGGUGCGGCGCGGGGGCGCCGCGGGGGGCACGCCGGUGCCGCUGCUCUACCUAGGCCGCGUGCACUGGUGGGUGAGGCCCUCGCGGGCGCCGGGAGGCCGGCACCUGGUGUCCGAGGAGCAGUGGCCCGCGACCUGGGGCCCCUUUCCGCCCUACGCCUCGGGCACGGGCUACGUGCUGUCCGCGUCCGCCGUGCAGCUCAUCCUGAAGGUGGCCGCGCAGGCGCCCGCGCUGCCGCUGGAGGACGUCUUCGUGGGCGUGAGCGCGCGGCGGGGCGGCCUGGCCCCCACCCACUGCGUCAGGCUGGCCGGUGCCACCCACUACCCCCUGGACCGCUGCUGCUACGGGAAGUUCCUGCUGACCUCGCACGGCCUGGACCCCGGGCAGCUGCGGGAAGCCUGGGAGCUGGUGCACGGGCCGGAGCCCGGCCGGACCCGCCCCUUCUGCUCCUGGCUGCAGGGGGCCCUGGGCAUCCUGCGGUGUCGGCUCAUGGCCUGGCUGAGGAGCUGAGACCGGGACCCCGGGAGGAGCUGCGGGUCCAGCCAGCACCCGCAGGCCUUGUCUCCCCCAGGCCCUGGGCAGGGGCCCUAACUGGCUACAGCUGAGCCC
Messenger RNA from Chinchilla lanigera (long-tailed chinchilla), 810 nucleotides. It is a transcript of the gene B3galt4, whose product is annotated as UDP-Gal:betaGlcNAc beta 1,3-galactosyltransferase, polypeptide 4. Gene Ontology annotation, molecular function: N-acetyl-beta-D-glucosaminide beta-(1,3)-galactosyltransferase activity. The record is from RefSeq and is a predicted model, not a curated record. Lineage: Eukaryota; Metazoa; Chordata; Mammalia; Rodentia; Chinchillidae. Gene Ontology annotation, cellular component: membrane.